This is a messenger RNA of Trichophyton rubrum CBS 118892, 2125 nucleotides long. RefSeq lists its product as uncharacterized. Gene Ontology annotation, biological process: mitochondrial translational initiation. Gene Ontology annotation, cellular component: mitochondrial small ribosomal subunit. The transcript has a single exon. NCBI's taxonomy places the organism in Eukaryota, Fungi, Ascomycota, Eurotiomycetes, Onygenales, Arthrodermataceae. Bases 827 to 2125 code for a protein of 432 amino acids. The record is from RefSeq and is a predicted model, not a curated record. Gene Ontology annotation, molecular function: structural constituent of ribosome.
CAAAUGCCCGAGACAGCCCGCCGCGAAGAGCAAUACUGAGUUAUCAUUGCUCCUCAAAGCACUUCGCAGAUAGCUAGCAAACCGAGUGGUUUUCUGUGCUGUAUCCACACCAUCAAACUCGAUUAACCGGUCGAGCAUAAGAAGCCCGCCGAUUUUUUCGUUCGCGUCAUUUCCGGUAACGAUAAGCUGGGCAAUACGUUGGUUUAUGGAAUUGUAGUGGUCGAGAAAUUUAUCUUGGGGCAGCUCUGGGAGCGGAGAUAGCUGAUCAGCAACGACGUUCAACUAGUAGGCAUCAUAUUCCAACCGAGCUGUCUUACCUCGAGAAGCUGCGAUAAUAUUUUCGUGAAGCUCGGUGGCAGCUCUGUUUCGAGUAUCCUCGUUCUUGGAUUUGAGCUCCUGAAAGAGUCGCUGAGUCGUAUCUGCAGCUGGGGUAACUUGCGCCAUGUUUUGAUAUCAAGAUCGAAAGAAGUUGGCUACACAACUAGCUCCUGGAGCUAAAACAUGGGCAUCAAUCAGCGCGUCGAUAUAGUAGCUGAAGAAACAGCACAGCACAUAUUCUUUGCAACCAGACUUCCAUCGGCCGCCAAAACAAGAGACCACUUGCUUCGGUGCUCCUUGGAUUUCUAAUGAUGCUGAUGAUUCUUCCGCUGCCUUGAGGUUGAGGUAGAUAACGCUUAGGUAAUGAAAAAUCACGUGCACCAACCUCGACGUCUGGAAAAACUUUGGAUGUCAAAGUUGAAGAUUCAUGGAGGCGAAGCAAAGAAACGCAGAGGAAGACGAAGAAGAGGAAGAGCAUUGGAGGCAAUAGCUGCCACAAUUUGAUGCCAUGGCGGCCCGGAUGUCGCCCACAACGAAGAUUCUGCGCAAGUCUCGUCUAUUUGCGCUCCCGGCUUCGCUCUCACCCCCAGCACAGUCUCUGACCUCAAGCUUAAACUCCUGGUCCGAUACAGCGACACUUCCAUAUCCUACUAGAGCGGCUAUUGAGACACCCGCCAGCUCUCUUGCAAGAGGGGAUUGGGGUCUAAAGCGGCCGCUACCUGCCAAAUCCACCGUGGACAGCUCUUCGAACCCUCUUGUCCGGAUUAACUAUCUCGAUACUUACGAGCACAUCACAGACUUCCACUCUGCGAAUGACCACGCCCUCACUCUCAAGAAAUAUCAGGAGCUAUCUCUCCCUAUAUCCUCAACAACUCAUGGCACAUCAUCGCUUGUGGGCAGCGGCCGACAUACGAGCGUGUUUGAAAGCUCGACCGAUAACAUAACCGCAUCUCCCGAUCACAGCUCUGAGAAGAAACUGAGAUAUAGAUUCAAGGGACCAUGGUUGGCUGGAAUGACUGAAAUCGAAUUUGAAAGAUACCUUAAGAAAGUACGAAAACAGAGGCCAGAGUUCCUACAGAAACUCCGCGAAGUUGUCAUAGAGAACAAGGCCCUGCAGACACGGAGACGGUUGAUGGACGAGGGUAAAUCAUUCGAGGAAUCGGAUCUACCGAAGACACUGAGUGACGCCGAAUUUGAAAGUGCUCUUCUGGCUCUUCGUGCGGAUCCUGCAGCACUCGGCCCGGAGGUCAACAAGUUCCUCGAUCUAGCUACUCCACCCAAGGUCCCUGACAGACGAAUUCACCUACGCAACUGGGCUGCUGGCCCGUCUGAUGUAGCAUCACCCCAAUAUGCACGAGAUGGCCCUCCCAAAACCCAUCCGUCUGCUGGUCUCAGCUACUUGCGUACCAGGUCUCAUCUCGAGAACCAUCCCAUUGCAGGACCCCAGCAGAACCCCCGUCCAGUCCAAGCUCGAUUGCUGCGUGCAAGAGGCCGUGGCAGAGGAGGAUCAUCCAAGAGCAUAGUCGGUGUUGCUGGCUUUGUUACAGACGACAUUGGCCCAUCCGCGUCCAGAGAUUUUGACAGCCAAAAGGGAUCGAUCCAGUUUGACCCUGAUCUUCCUGGUGGUGCUAAAUAUUGGGUCAAGGUAGAGAAGGCAACUGUAGAUGUCAAGGGCAAAGUCCUGCUCCGUGUCGACGGCGCUACGAAUUCCGUCAAGGCCCUCUAUGGAGUCCAAGGCGCAGCCGAAGCUCUACCCUCUUUCGUCACCAACCGCGCAGGUUACGGCCGCCUUGAUGAUAAGCGAUGA